Messenger RNA from Adineta steineri, 690 nucleotides. Lineage: Eukaryota; Metazoa; Rotifera; Eurotatoria; Adinetida; Adinetidae. The record is from the annotation of a GenBank genome assembly.
AUGUUUCAAACGUCAAAUAUUGUUUGUCAAAAUGUUCAUUUAACUGAUGAUCUUAAGAUUGGUCUUGAAUAUGAUCGGUUUAAUGGUUUAUUGAAUAUAUUUGUGAAAAAUAUUGGUAAUAAUAAUCAAUUACCAUCUCAUAUUAAUAUUCUAUCAAAUCAAUCGAAUGAUUACGACUUAACUGUGAAUAAGAAUGAAUAUCUUUAUAAUUCAUCUGAAGAUGAUGAACAAGAUAUUGAGAAUGAGAUAACUGAUUUAUCCUACAGGGAUGAAUAUGAGCCAAAGAUUUGUAUCGAAUUAUCAAAUAUCUAUGUUUAUGAUUUAUUCGAUGAAAAUGAAAAUGAUCUUUGUCAAACAGUGAUUACAUCACCACCGUUAUUAUUUUCUUCCUCAUUAUCAACAUCAUCAUCAUCAUCAUCGUGCUUCGAUGAACAGACAACUGAUAACGAUGAUGGAUAUUCAACUCAUUCAUUUGAUGAUAUUGACCACCAUCAUCAUCACCAGGAACAACAACAACAAUCUAUAUCAAUUCUUCCAUCUAAAUUGAUCAUACCGUUUGUUCCUUAUCAACAUCAUUAUUAUCCUGAAGAAUACGUUUCAUCUAUACGUCGACUUAUUGAACAACUUAUGUGGUUAAGUCCAUUCAAAAAAACUGUUAAACAAAUGAUGAUCAAUCAUUUGUUUCAUUAA